Peromyscus leucopus (white-footed mouse) is the source of this 4652-nucleotide messenger RNA. RefSeq names its product alpha-1-inhibitor 3-like. Gene Ontology annotation, molecular function: endopeptidase inhibitor activity. NCBI's taxonomy places the organism in Eukaryota, Metazoa, Chordata, Mammalia, Rodentia, Cricetidae. The record is from RefSeq and is a predicted model, not a curated record. Gene Ontology annotation, cellular component: extracellular region.
GCACUGUGUAUCGGGGAUGUCUCUAAAAACCCUAACAGGGAAAAGGACAUUAUAGGCCCUGUCUUCUUGUCCUUCCUUCCUACACCAUGUGGAAGGACAGACAGACUCUGCAAUGUCUGAUUUCAGUUCUUCUUGCCUUCCUGGCCUCUGCUUCCUUAUCACCUGGACAACCGAAGUAUAUGGUGCUGGUCCCUUCCCAGCUCUACACUGAGACCCCUGAGAAAAUCUGCUUCCAUCUAUACGAUCUGAAUGAGACAGUGACUGUCAGGGCCUCCUUGCAGUCUAGCUGGGGAACCAGAAGUCUUUCCAAUGAGUUUGUGGUCGACAAGGACUAUUUCCACUGUGACUCCUUCACUCUCCCCAGAGACUCAGCUUCAGAUGAGAAGGUAUCGCUCUCUGUCCACAUCAAAGGAUCAACACAUGAAUUCAACAAAAAGAGUACGGUGCUGGUGAAGAACAAAGAAAGUGUUGUCUUUGUCCAGACAGACAAACCUGUGUACAAACCAGGACAGUCAGUCAAGUUUCGGGUUGUCUCUAUGGAUAAAAACCUACGCCCCCUGAAUGAGUUGUUUCCUCUGGCUUACAUUGAGGAUCCAAAGACGAAUCGAAUUAUGCAGUGGCGGGAUAUUAACACAGAGCAUGGCCUUAAGCAGCUGUCCUUCAGCCUGUCAUCAGAGCCUAUUCAGGGCUCCUACAAGAUAGUGAUAGUGAAACAAUCAGGAGUGAAGAAAGAGCACUCCUUCACCGUGGAGGAAUUCGUGCUUCCCAGAUUUGAAGUUCAAGUAAAGGUCCCAAAGGUCAUCUCUGUGCAAGAUAAAAAAGUAAACGUGACUGUGUGUGCAGUAUAUACCUAUGGGAAGCCUGUACCAGGACAGGUAAAGAUGUAUAUGUGCUCUGACUAUAAGGAUUCCAGUGGGAAGGGACAGGGUGUAUGCAUACUACCACUCAGUUACCAGCUAGACCACAAUGGCUGCAUCACACAAGAAGAAAACAUCCCUGUGCUUCCUUUAAGGGAAAGACAUGAAGCCCAUCGUCUCUUUGUGAGUGCAAGGAUUAUAGAAGAAGGGACAGGAUUUGAGUUCAUAGGAUCUGGGACAUCUAAAAUUGAAAGAACCACAACCAAACUCAUAUUUGUGAAAGCAGAUUCACACUUUAAACGUGGGAUUCCAUUCGUAGUGAAAGUCCGCCUAGUGGAUAUCAAAGGAUCUCCCAUGCCAAAUGAGCAAAUCUUCAUCAAAGCACAUGAACUUGACUACACCAAUGUCACUACCUCUGAUCAGCAUGGCCUGGCAGAGUUCUCCAUCAACACCACCAACAUCGAGGGGUCUUCCCUCACUAUCAAAGUCUACCACAAGGAGGAAAAUUCAUGCAUCCAUCAUCCUUGUACAGCAGAAGAGCACGCAGAGAUACAUCAUGUGGCUCACAGUGUAUACUCCUUCAGCAGGAGCUACGUCCACCUGGAGACAGAGGCUGGUGUCUUGCUCUGCAAUCAGAAUCACAUGGUUCAGGCACAUUUUAUUCUGCAGGGGCCGCUCUUAAGAGUGAUGGGAGAGCUUAUCUUCUAUUACCUGGUCAUGGCCAAGGGCAGCAUUAUCCAGACUGGAAGCCAUACUCACCCCAUGGAGCCAGGAGAAUUUCCAGUGAAAGGCGACUUUGCCCUGGAGAUCCCUGUGGACUUGAGCAUGGCUCCUGAGGCUAAAGUACUCAUCUACACCAUCUUGCCUGAUGGAGAAAUGGUUGCAGAUUCUGCAAAAUUUGAAGUUGAAAAGUGUCUUCUCAACAAAGUGGACCUGACCUUCACCCCAGCCCAAAGUCUUCCCGCCUCACAGGCCCAUCUGCGUGUUACAGCUUCUCCUCAGUCCCUCUGUGGCCUGAGAGCUGUGGACCAAAGCAUGCUGCUCCUGAGGCCUGAAGCUGAGGUUUCCCCUUCCUGGAUAUACAAUCUGCCAGAUAUGCAGUCCGGCAAUGCCAUCCCAGGUUCACACCAACUAUUUGAAGAUAGACAAAUGUGUUGGUGGGGUGGAGAUAAUGGUGGACUCCCACCCUUACGGCCUGAUGAGAGGGAUGUCUACAGUUACGUGGAGGACAUGGGCUUAAAGGCAUUCACCAACUUGAAGAUCAAACAUCCUAGACUAUGUGUUUUAUAUGGUGGAUUUCCUCCAAUAGCAGUGCCUGCUAAGGCAUAUGAUGAUGGGACUAACAGAGAACGUGAAGAAAUCAUGAACAUACCAGUACAUAAAGAUCCACCACCAAAGAAAGAUCCACCACGUGAAGAUCCACCUGCUGAGACAAUUAGAAAAUACUUCCCUGAAACCUGGAUCUGGGAUUUAGUCACAGUAAACUCAUCAGGAGUAGCUGAAGUGGAAGUGACAGUCCCUGACACCAUCACUGAGUGGAAGGCAGGAGCCCUCUGCCUGUCCAGUGACACUGGACUUGGCCUCUCCCCUGCGGUAUCUCUCCAAGCCUUCCAGCCCUUCUUUGUGGAGCUCACGAUGCCCUACUCUGUGAUCCGUGGAGAAGCCUUCACGCUCAAGGCCACCGUGCUGAACUACCUCCCUACAUGCAUCCGGGUCGGUGUGCUGCUGGAAGACUCCCCCGAUUUCACAGCUGUCCCAGUGUCAAAAGACGAAGAUUCUUACUGCCUCUGUGCCAACGGGAGGCACACCACAUCCUGGUUGGUAACUCCCAAAUCAUUAGGGAAUGUGAAUUUCUCUGUGACUGCAGAAGCACGACAGUCCCCAGAGCCUUGUGGUUCUGAGGUGGCCACAGUUCCUGAAACUGGGAAGAAGGACACAGUUGUCAAAGUCCUGAUAGUGGAGCCCGAAGGAAUUAAGAAAGAACACACCUUCAGUUCACUGCUCUGUGCCUCAGAUGCCGGCAUAUCUGAAAAAUUGUCCCUGAUGCUCCCACCAGCAGUAGUGAAAGAUUCAGCCAGAGCCCAUUUCUCUGUGUUGGGUGAUAUCUUGAGUUCAGCCAUAAAAAACACACAAAAUCUUCUUGCAAUGCCUUUUGGCUGUGGGGAGCAGAACAUGGUCCUUUUUGCUCCUAACAUCUAUGUACUGAAAUAUCUGAAUGACCAACAGCUGACGGAGAAGAUCAAGUCAAAGGCCAUUGGUUACCUCAAUGCUGGCUAUCAGAGGGAGCUGAACUACAAACACAAGGAUGGCUCCUACAGCGCAUUCGGGGAUCAGGGCGGCCAGAGUCAAGGAAGCACUUGGCUCACAGCCUUUGUGCUCAAGUCUUUUGCCCAAGCUCGAGCCUUCAUCUUCAUCGAUGAAACACACAUCACCCACGCCUUCACCUGGCUCUCCCAGCAGCAGCAGGACAAUGGCUGUUUCAGGAGCUCUGGAUCGCUGUUCAACAAUGCCAUGAAGGGUGGAGUAGAAGACGAAAUGACUCUCUCUGCCUAUAUAACCAUUGCCCUUCUGGAGAGUUCACUUCCAGACACACAACCUGUUGUCUCCAAAGCGCUGACCUGCCUGGAGUCAUCCUGGAAGUCGAUAGAGGACAGGGGAAAUGGCAACUUUGUGUACACCAAGGCACUGCUGGCCUACGCUUUCGCUCUGGCAGGGAACCAGGACAAGAGAAAUGAAAUCCUAAAAUCACUUGAUACUGAAGCUGUAAAGGAAGGCAACUCCGUCCAUUGGGAAAGACCUCAGAAACCCAGGAAUUCAGAGAGGUAUCUGUACAAACCCCAGGCUCCCUCCGCUGAAGUGGAGAUGAAUUCCUAUAUCCUCCUCACUCUCCUCACUGCCCAGCCAGCCCCAACCCCUGAGGACCUGGCUUUGGCAGUGAACAUCGUGAAGUGGAUCACAAAGCAGCAGAAUUCCCAUGGUGGCUUCUCUUCCACACAGGACACUGUGGUGGCUCUCCAUGCUUUGUCCAAGUAUGGAACAAUUACUUUUUCUAGAAGUCAGAAAACUCCUCUGGUGACCAUUCAGUCUUCAGGGACAUUUUCAAGAGAGUUCCAAAUAGAGAACAGCAAUCGCCUGUUGCUGCAGCAGGCCCCACUACCAGACAUCCCUGGGGACUAUGACAUCAACGUGUCAGGGGAAGGAUGUGUGUAUGCUCAGACAACGCUAAGAUACAAUGUGCACUUGGAGAAACAGGAGUCUGCAUUCACUCUGCGGGUACAGACAGUACCUCUGACAUGUGAUAACCCCAAAGGCCACAACAGCUUCCAGAUCUCACUAGAAAUCAGUUAUACAGGGAGCCGUCCAUCCUCCAACAUGGUGAUUGUUGAUGUGAAGAUGGUGUCUGGUUUCAUUCCAUUGAAACCAACAGUGAAAAAGCUUGAAAGAUCAGAGCAUGUGAGCAGAACAGAAGUGAGCAACAACAAUGUCUUAUUAUAUGUGGAUCAGGUGACCAAUCAGACACUGGCCUUUUCCUUCGUCAUUCAACAAGACAUCCCAGUGAGGAACCUGCAGCCUGCCAUUGUGAAAGUCUAUGACUACUAUGAGACAGAUGAUAUGGUUUUUGCUGAAUACAGCGCCCCCUGCAGCUCAGAUAAACAAAAUUCUUGAAACUCAUAUCUGAGGACAAGACAUUGCUGGAAUCCCCGAAUCCAGGAACCUUCAGGGUGGUAAUUUGUGUUUGCCUCUGCAAUACAAAUACUGAACAAGCAUAGUAAAUAAAUGCAUACUUCUAGAGAG